CAGCAGCACCGGCAGCCAGGGCGCUCCCCGCGGCCCUCCGGCCGCCGCAGCCGGCCCUCCGCCGGGCAGAGAGGCGCAGAGCCAGCCGGCCAGCGCUGCGUUGGCCCCGGCCUGGCCCAGCAGCAGCGUGCACAGCAGGGAAGGCACCCAGAUCCACAGUGGCCCAAGACAUGACCUGCAUACUUCUCCCCACUGCUCUAAGUCUGAUGGAGAAGCUGAAGCCCAGACCCUCCGCAAGAGCCAUUGCCUGUGUUCCGGGUGCCAGGAAUAGGACUGGAGCAGAGGCUGUGUGACAUUAGCAUGUCAGUGCUGGGGACCUCUCUCAGAGCCGUGAGAGGCUUUUGCUGCCAUGGACCUGCCCUGCAUCCCCCAUCGGUCCCUCUGCCUUCAGGCAGAGCCAGACAGCCCUGCCUUAGCUGGGCAGGGCUGAGCGAGGGGUUUAUAGGGGAAGGUGGCUAGUGGGGUGAAUCAGUGCUGACAUUUAACACCGCUGUCUCCCCCUCACACCCGUGAAAAUGGGCCACUUUGUGCGUCACUAUGUCAGCAGGCACACAGGCAUGAGGAGCUACUGGGGAGACCUGUGCUCCUUGCUGUGUUGGGAGAAACUCUCCCCCUCUGCAGAAGAGGCAGCUAAAUUUUUAUUUUUAUUUUUAUUUUCAAAAUUGAUUAAUUCCCUGGGAUUUCAUGGGGGCUGUAUACUGCUUCACAAGCUCUUGCUGGUUUUCCCUUUCUACCUCCCCAGCUCCAGUAGAGAAGCACUGUCUGGUGCUCUACCUGGGCAUGACUUACAGAGGUUAACUCAUAACCUCUGUUUCCAGACCUUCCCCCGGGCUGAACUUGUACCACCCAAGGAACAGAUCUCAUAAAUUGCCGUAAACAGUACCCAAAGGGACAGGGAGAAGUUCAGUCUGCUCCUGCCUUUCUGUGUGCAAGUGCUGGGGGCGAGCACAUGGCUGCUCCAUCCCUAUCACGGCCAUGUGGGAACCAUUGUCUGACACUACCCCAUAUUUUUGCCACAGCAGCCUGUCACCAGCCCUGAAAUGUCCAAUAACCUUACGCUGAGAAUAUCAGAAAGACAAUCUGGUUUUGUGCAUCCCUGUCAGCGCUUUGUGUCCCCGUUUGGAAGCUAGGUACCUGUGUCAGUGGUUACUCAUCCUUAUUAACCUGCAGAUUCCCGAGGGAUUUCCCAGUGUAGGAACUGAAGGCUGCGAAUUACGGGGUUCUUUUUUUUUUAGUUAACUAGGUGCUUGGGAAGCGGUUUUGUCCGCAGUACCCUGGUCGCCGGAGAUCCUCAGGUUGCACACCUCUGCUCUGGGCGAGCGCACGGAGCCGUGGCACUGCGGGAGGAGGAACCACAAGGUGGCAAUCUCUCUCCGUGCUUCUACUGGCAAAAUAAGCCUGGGACGAAAAGUCUCGGGCAGUAACUCGGAUGAAGCUCUAGGCUAGAAGAAGUGGCACUGGAGGCUGCUCUUUGGUAACUUCUCCAUCCGUUGCCCCCAAGCGGGCAGCAGAUGCAGCGUGUUAGAUCGCUAACUACCAAGGCUGCUUGUGUGUGCGCUGGCAGAGCUACCGUGUGUGUUGGCGAGGCAGUUUCCUCCUUCAUUGGAGGCACUGGCUGUAGCAGCUGCUUCUGAGUAUUGCUAACCUCACGUUACAAUGGUGCACGGUAUAAUCGUGCCAGGAUCCUGCUCUGUGCAAUGAGAUGCCUCCGCAGGAGCAAAAUAACCCAGGUGCUAGGACUAGGCAGUGACCUGCAGGCUGAGUUUUAUAUAUGGUCUGGAGCAGCCUAGGAGGUGGGGGGACUGCAAAACCUUUGUGGCAAGGGCUCAACUCUGUGCAAAGAUGUGGAGGAGAAAGAAUGCUCGGUUCAGGGUGAAGCUGCCCUGGUCCUGCAGUCUCAAACACACCAUCUGUUGCGACGAGCUGCAUCUAGCUCAGGACAUAGUUGUGUUCCUGCCAGAUGUUAGCUUACAUGUGCUCCAUGUAAAAGUAAACUGGUGCGAAAGCUGUGGUCUGAUGUGCUUUCAGUAGGAUUUGACCUGCAUAAGUGACGAUGUGCUAGCCAGCCUCUCGCCGAGAGGAUGCACUCCAGAAGUUGCAGAAAGUGGGAAGAAAACUAGCAAGCACAGAGCUGGCUUCUCAUGGAACAUGUCUGCAAUGUGAUUGUCACUAAUGCUCCACAGCCAGCCAAGAGAAGAUACUUUACCCAACUCCCGGCGGCUGGUGACCCUGGCGAGGGGCCUGGCCCCCGCCUUCCUGCGCUUCGCGGGCAAGAGGACGGACUUUCUGCAGUUCCACAACGUGAAGAACCCGGCCAAGAGCCGCGGCGGGCCCGGACCCGAUUACUACCUCAAGAACUACGAGGACGACAUUGUUCGCAGUGACAUUGCCCUGGAUAAGCAGAAAGGCUGUAAGAUCGCCCAGCAUCCUGACAUAAUGUUGGAGCUACAGAGGGAAAAGGCAGCUCAGAUGCACUUGGUUUUGUUAAAGGAGCAGUUUUCAAACACAUACAGCAACCUCACACUAACAGCCAGGUCUCUAGACAAACUCUAUAACUUUGCUGACUGCUCUGGCCUUCACCUGAUCUUUGCGCUGAAUGCCCUGCGCCGAAAUCCCAACAACUCCUGGAACAGCUCCAACGCGCUCAGCCUGCUCAAGUACAGCGCCAGCAAGAAAUACAACAUCUCCUGGGAGCUGGGCAACGAGCCCAACAACUACCGGGCCCUGAUCGGCCGCUCAGUGAACGGCAGCCAGCUGGGGAAGGACUACAUCCAGCUGAGAAGCCUGCUGCAGCUUAUCCGCACUUAUUCCAGAGCAAACCUCUACGGGCCAAACAUCGGAAGACCCAGAAAGAAUGUCAUUGGUCUCCUGGAAGGGUUCAUGAAAGUGGCUGGCAGCACGGUGGAUGCUGUUACCUGGCAACAUUACUACAUCGAUGGUCGGGUGGCCAAAGUGACCGACUUCCUGAAAACACGCCUGCUAGACACGCUGUCCGACCAGAUCAGGAAAAUCCAGAAAGUCGUGAACACCUACACGCCGGGCAAGAAGAUCUGGCUGGAAGGCAUUGGCGCUACCUCGGCCGGAGGCAUGAACAACCUCUCCGACUCCUACGCGGCCGGGUUCCUGUGGCUGAACACGCUGGGCUUGCUGGCCAGCCAGGGCAUCGACGUGGUGGUGCGGCACUCCUUCCUCGACCACGGCCACAACCACCUGGUGGACCAGAACUUCAACCCCCUGCCGGACUACUGGCUGUCCCUGCUCUACAAGCGGCUCAUCGGUCCCAAGGUCCUGGCCAUCCACGUGGCUGGGCUCCAGAGGAAACCCCGGCCGGGCAGGGUGAUCCGCGACAAGCUCCGCAUUUACGCCCACUGCACCAGCUACCACAACCACAACUAUGUCCGGGGGUCCAUCACCCUUUACAUCAUCAACCUGCACCGCUCCCGGAAGAAAAUCAAGCUGGCGGGGACGCUGCGGGAUAAGAUCGUCCACCAGUACCUGCUGCAGCCCUAUGGCAAAGACGGGCUCCACUCCAAGUCUGUGCAGCUCAACGGACAGCCGCUGGCCAUGGUGGACGAUGGGACCCUCCCCGAGCUAAAGCCUCGUCCGCUGCGGGCUGGCCGCACCCUGGUUAUCCCCCCGCUGACCAUGAGCUUCUACGUGGUGAAGAACGUGAACGCGCUGGCCUGCCGAUACCGAUAGCCCACGGCGCAGAACGGAGCCGGCAGCCCCGCUCCUGCCCCACGCACAUCCCCGGGACAAGCUGCCUCCUGGGCAGCCCGCACAGCCCCGCGGGGGCUCCGCACCGCGCCCUUCGGCCUCGCACCCUUGGACGCCCUCCUCCUCGGCAGCCUCCGCCAACCCGUGGCCAAAAAAGCUCCGCUCUGCCCAGCCGGAGCCGUUCGACGGCGAACUGGGGGGGGGCGGCGGGGCCGCAGCGGGUAGCCCCGGGGCUCCCGGGGAGGGCUGGGGGCCGGGCCCCGCUCCGGCGGCGCCGUGGGCGGCCAGCCCAGCGCGGGCACCCUCCCCGGAGCCUCGCAGCAAGCGCAUGGAAGCAGCUCCCUCUGCUGCCGCUCGGCCGCUGCGAGCGCGGCCCGGCCUGGACCAGCGCGGGGAUGCUGCGGGGAUGCUGCGGGGAUGCUCGGGGGAUGCACCGGGGAUGCUCGGAGGAUGCUCCGGGGGUGCUCCGGGGAUGCUCCGGGGGUGCUCCGGGGAUGCUGAGGGCCGGCCCGGGAGGAGGAAGCGCCCGGCUCUGCCCCGGGCCGUGCGGGCAGGGCUCGGACCCAUGGCUGUAAAUGUUGGUAAUUAAAUUAAUGAGGCCCGCAGCGGUGAGCCCGGAGGCAGGGGGUGCGCGCCCCGCGGCGGGGAGCUCCCGGCCCGAGCGGGGAUGGCGGAGCGCUGCCCGCCGGUACCGGGGGUGCGGGCUGGAGCAGCCGGGACGCACCGGGACGGGACGAGAGGGGUAAUAAAGCUGGGCUGUCCACC
This is a messenger RNA of Oxyura jamaicensis (ruddy duck), 4482 nucleotides long. It is a transcript of the gene HPSE2, whose product is annotated as heparanase 2 (inactive). The record is from RefSeq and is a predicted model, not a curated record. The transcript is spliced from 15 exons. Gene Ontology annotation, molecular function: hydrolase activity, acting on glycosyl bonds. Bases 2173 to 3699 code for a protein of 508 amino acids. Gene Ontology annotation, cellular component: extracellular matrix; membrane. NCBI's taxonomy places the organism in Eukaryota, Metazoa, Chordata, Aves, Anseriformes, Anatidae.